CGCUAAUUAAGUUCACGGUCACUAAGACCGUGAACUGAAGUUGUUGCCCGUGAACUCGUGCAAGCGAAGCGGUGCGUUUCGACGCCCAUCUUGAGUUCACGGACGCGUUUCAGAGUUCACGGCCGUGAACUGAACAUGAUCCCUGUUUAAAAGAAGAGCUGAAAGGAAUAGAGAAAGGAGAGCCCAAAGAGUGAGAAAGUCUUCUUCUUCAGAUUUUAGAGAGAGAAAGACGAACCAAAGGAUAACGAGGCUAGGGUUUUGCUCCAAGAGUGGAUUUGGGAAGAUUCUCCCCAAGAGAAGUUCAACACAAGUGUAAAGAAGAUUGGAAGCCUCUCCAUGAUGGUUUCUACCACUUCCCCUUGUGUUUCUCCCAUUUCUAGCAUGGAGUAGAUUUCUUUUUCACUUGGGUGUUGUGAAACCCUAACUAUCUACCAUGUAGUUUUUGUUAUGUGAAUUGAAUGAUUGUGUAUGGGUGUUGUUUAAUACAAUGAUUGAGGUAUUAUUCAUGUUGAUUGUGCAUGUUUAUGCUUAGCAAUCUAAUUGGGCAAUUUAACCUAGACUAGAGAGGGAAAACCCCCUUUCAAGGGAGGCUCAAUGGAGUUGGUAUUCCUAGGGAUUUUUUAAGUCGCAUAUCUAGGUUAAUUUAGGUCAAACCUCGAAGUUGGAUUAAGAAAUUUGGUUAAGCGCGAUUAAGCUGACCAACCUUUUGGAUUGAGUGAGGGAGUAAGUCAACCAUCGAUUACCUAAACUGAGAGGGUCGAGUGAAAGCCUAUAAUGUAUCCCUCGGUUUGGCAAUCGAAAGUGUGUUCUAUGACCACAUUUGCGUCCCCUAGCGGUUCGCGGUCACCUUGCCCAUAUCAAUCGUUUCGAUUCACAUACCAUGGUAGUAGUUAGGGGAAGCGACACCCGAGUGAUCCUUCUCAUAAAGAGCUUUCAAAACCAUUUACUUUUACCUUGAUUUACUUUAAUUAGAAAACUUUUCAACCAAAACCGAGUCGCUAGAUAAUGAUUCAAAUUACCGAUGUAGGGGUACACGGACCGGCCCGAGUCGAUAUUUAAACAUACUUGCCUUGUACUGCACCCGAGUAAGGUUUAUACUUGGACCUUAGGCAGGAAUUAUUUGUGGUAUUCGGAACGAGUUAGUUUUCCCUACAUUAACCUAGAUAGAUGGCUUAGAAAGCCCUAGGAAUCCCAACUCAAUUGAGCCUCCCUUGAAGGGGGGUCUUCCCUCUCUAAUCUAGGUUAAAAUGGCCAAUUAGAUUGCUAAGCACAAACAUGCACAAUCAACCUGAAAAAUACCUCAAUCAUUGAAUUAAACAACACCCAUAAACAAUCAUUCAAUUCACAAAACAAAAACUACAUGGUAGAUACUUAGGGUUUCACAACACCCAAGUGAAAAAGGAAACUACUCCAUGCUAGAAAGGGGAGAAACACAAGAGGAAGAGGUAGAAACCAUCACUAAGAUGCUUCCAAUCUUCUUUGAACUUGUGCUGAACUUCUCUUGGGGAGAAUCUUCCCAAUUCACCACUUGGAGCAAACCCUAGCCUUCUUUCUUCCUUGGUUUGUUCUUUCUCUCUCUAAAAUAUGAAGAAGGCACUUUAUCACUCUUGGGCUCUCCCUUCUCUCUUCCUUUCAGCUCUCAUUUUAAACAGGGAUCAUGCUCAGUUCACGUCCUAGGUUCACGGUCGUGAACUCAAGUUUGGCGUCGAAACGCACUGCUUCGCUUACACAGGUUCACGAGCAACAACUCCAGUUCACGGUCAUAGUGACCGUGAACUCACCUCGCGUUAGUAACUUAAGAUUUGGCCCUGGACGCCUUGGUGUUCACAGGCAAGAGAUCCUCUUCACGAUCUUAGUAGACCGUGAACAUCCAAGAGAAACUGUGAACUGCCAGUUUUUCACCUCUUCUCCAGGUUUUCGCUCAUUUUAGUCACACUUUCGACUCUGGGGCUAGUUUCACCUGUUAAAUCCUAAAACAUGCUAAAACACAAGAAACCUCGCGUAAAACCACCCGGUUAGGAGCACAAUUGCCACAAACGCCUAAGGAAAACGAGGGCAAAAUAUGUACAAUUAGGCCCGAAUCAUAGCCCCAAUCGAUGGACAAUGUUGAGAAAUGGAAACGGAUAUGGAAUCUGGACAUCCCCCUAAGCUCAAGUUAUUUAUUUGGAGAUGUGACAGGAACAACCUGGCAACAAAAUAGAGACUCUUACAUAGGAAAUGCUCCCCCAACUCUACGUGCCAAGUGUGCCAAUGCCUCCACUAAGUCCCUCUUUUAUUGCCUUUUUUUGUGUCCCCGCGCUAGGGUUUCAUGGAACAUUGUUUUUCCAAACCUUCCACUGCGCCUCAUACUGUUGCUUUCCUUGAUUGGUUGUUCUCCAUCAAGGAUUCUAUCCAUCCAGGAGCCCUGAAUCAUGUUCUAUUCCUCUGUUGGAAUAUUUGGAAGGCUAGAAAUGAUGUGUUUUCAAAAAUCGGAUCCCUUGGCAUCCGAAUGUGAUUUUGCAAACUUACAAGGAGUUCAUUGAAUGUACAACUUGCCUGAGGAGCCCCCCACCGAUUGUCCUUUACUCAGCUAGGUGAACCCACUCACUCAUUUCCCCUUCGCCAAGCAAUCAUAAAUUGGUGAUUCACUGUGAUGGGUAGUUCUUAAGAGACUCCCAGUCGACGACAUAUGGUGUUGUGCUCAUUAACCACUAUGGACAAGUUUGUGAUGGGCAACCUGACACUCUCCUUUGUUCCACCCCUCUCGAAGCCGAAACAAAAGCUCUUUUGAAAGGUCUCAACUCUCAAAUUAGCUCAAGACUGUUAGGUGCUAGGUAAAACUCUUGAUCAAGAUCCUCGAAGUUGGCCAUAGCGGAGGAUCCGCCUGGAUUGGAUCAAUGAUCUUAAUCCUUCGAGCGAAUCCCCAAGUGAAAGUCAAGGCAGUUUCACGUAAAUACAAUAUUAGAACUGAUUGGAUUGCAAUAUCACUUGCUAGAUCUUCUCUCCCAGUUAACUAAAUUAGUAUUCUUGACUUAGGACUUGUUUGCUUGUUGGAUUUGAAAAUGAAGGUUUUUAGUUUGGAUUUAUGAUGGAUUUGUUUCAUUUGGUAUUUGAAAGAUAACAUUGUUUGUUUAGUUGAUUUUGAUCAUGGAUUUAAAGAUUUUUGUACCAUGGGUCUCAACUCCUUGCCUUCAAUGACCAAAUACCAAAGGAAAUGUGGUAUUUGCAAAUACGUGGGGUCCACGAAUUUGGGGCUAAAAAAAUUGUCCAAAUUCGUAGGCCCCACGGAUUUGUAUGCCUCAACAAAUAAUGUUUUUAUAUCAAAUAAGUAAUUUAUGAUUUCCUUUGAUAAGUGUAAUAUUGUUUUCUCGAGUUGGAAGUGGAAUAAAAGAUUAAUUUUACU
This is a messenger RNA of Linum trigynum, 3382 nucleotides long. Lineage: Eukaryota; Viridiplantae; Streptophyta; Magnoliopsida; Malpighiales; Linaceae. The record is from the annotation of a GenBank genome assembly.